ACUACCCUUCUCUUUCCUCUUCAGGACCAUCAAACACUCCUCCCGUGAGCGAAAGGUCCUAUCUUUCCCCACUCCUCCGCCACACCGCCACCGCCACCGCCACCGCCACUCAUGGCCUCUCCCGCCGACACGAGCAAAACCAAUAAACUCGAACGCUACAACUCCUACCUUCGCCGCCUUUCCAGCGCCAAGCUCCUCUCCGCCUCCUCCAAACUCCUCUUCCGCGCCACCCUCCUCGCCACCAUCUUCCUCAUCCUCCUCCUCAUCCUCCACUACCCUUUACCUCUCUCCAUCCAUUCUCCCUCCUCCUUCUCCUCGCCCCACCGCAGCCUCCUUACAUCCUUUCCCCCUUCCUUCUCCCCUUCCCUCUCUCGUCAAAUCCGCCUCUCAGCCACCCCUCGCCGCUCCUCCGGCCUCUCCGUCCUUGUCACUGGCGCCGCAGGUUUUAUCGGCACCCACUGCUCCCUGUCCCUCAAAAAACGCGGCGACGGCGUCGUCGGCCUCGACAACUUCAACUCCUACUACGACCCCUCCCUAAAACGCGCUCGUCAAGCCCUCUUAGCCCGUCACUCCAUCCUCAUCCUCGAAGCCGACCUCAACGACUCCCUUCUCCUCUCCCAUCUCUUCUCAUCCUACCCUUUCUCCCAUGUCCUCCACCUAGCCGCCCAAGCUGGCGUCCGCUACGCCGCCAAAAACCCCCAUUCGUACAUCUCCUCCAACGUCGCCGCCCUCGUCUCCCUCUUCGAAUCUGCCGCUAAAUCCGCCGACCCUCAACCCGCCAUCGUCUGGGCUUCUUCCUCCUCUGUUUACGGCCUCAAUAAAAAAUCCCCAUUUUCCGAAUCCGACCCCACCGACAACCCCGCCUCCCUCUACGCCGCCACCAAAAAAGCAGGCGAAGCCAUUGCCCACACUUACAACCACAUCUACGGCCUCUCCCUCACCGCCCUCCGCUUCUUCACCGUCUACGGCCCGAUGGGCCGACCCGACAUGGCUUACUUCUUCUUCACCAAAUCCAUCCUCGCCGGAAAACCCAUAACCAUCUUCCGCACCGCCGACGGCAAAGACGUCGCCCGCGACUUCACUUACAUUGACGACGUCGUCAAGGGCUGUCUCGGCGCUCUCGACACCGCCGAGAAGAGCACGGGUUCUCCCGGCGGCGGCCCGAAGUCCGGCCCCGCCCAACUCCGAACUUACAAUCUUGGCAAUACUUCCCCCGUCCCUGUCACAAAGCUAGUUUCCAUUCUCGAAGGCCUUCUUGGCGUCAAAGCCAAGAAGAACGUUGUAACGAUGCCGACUAACGGCGACGUGCCGUUUACCCACGCCAACGUCAGCCUCGCCGCCGGCGACUUCGGCUACCAUCCAACGACCGACCUCGCCGCGGGGCUGCGGAAGUUCGUCAGAUGGUACGUUCAUUACUACGGGAUCAAGCUUAAGCCCAGCAGCGGCCAGGCGGUGGCGGCGCAGAGGCUGUAAAUUAGCGAAACUGAGGAGGGCAUUUGUGCAAAUGUGAAAUAAUAUUUUAAGCCGUGUGUGUGUAUUUUGUCAUUAAAUUUUAUAGUUUUGAGAUUUGAGAUAUCAUAAGGAUUAGAAUGAAAAUAAAAAAAAUUAUUAAAAUAAAAGUUCCGGUAAAAGAUGAAAGGGGACGGAACGAAAGAAAGAUGAAGUCCUUACCUCUUCUUUUACUUUUGUAUUAAACUGUUGUAAUUGUGAAGGAUUUGGAGGUGUUAAAUGAAAAUUUAUGGUUAAUACUUAAUAGUGCCCAGGAUGCAAAUCUUGCGGCUUUUUAGCA
This is a messenger RNA of Dendrobium catenatum, 1789 nucleotides long. Its product is annotated as UDP-glucuronate 4-epimerase 6-like. Lineage: Eukaryota; Viridiplantae; Streptophyta; Magnoliopsida; Asparagales; Orchidaceae. The coding region runs from base 112 to 1473 and encodes 453 amino acids. The transcript has a single exon. The record is from RefSeq and is a predicted model, not a curated record.